CGUAAGUGCUGAGAAAUAACAGUGUAACCGGAUCGUCCGAUCGCGAAUGUUGUCCGUUUAUUAAUAAUUACUUCAUGUGCGUAUUUUAUGUGUUUCACGUGAAAUGACGCUUGACUUGAAAAAACUCACUCUAUUAGUUUGCUUGAUCGUGGCCAUUAUUUUAGGUGUCACAGGCGUAUAUAAAUACGGACCAAGUAGCCUUGUGGAACAAGAUGCCGCAGUCACCGAAUCCGGACGAUUUGCAGACCCUUCACUUAAAUAUGUUGCCGUGAUAUUUCGUCAUGGGGAUCGAACUCCAGUAUUUAGUUACAAAACAGAUAUCAACGCGAAUGCUUUUCCCGAAGAAAAAGGAGAUUUAACAAAGAAAGGAAAACAGCACAUGUAUCAAAAAGGAAAAUUUUUUCGACGUUUAUACAAUGGAUUCAUAAGUGAUUUGUACUUGGACAGUGAGAUAAUUAUCAAAACUACCAAAAUGAAACGAACAUUCAUGUCAGCAGCAUUGGUUUUAGCUGGAAUGUAUCCUCCAAAAGAUUAUCAAAAAUGGUCGGAAUUGGAAACAGUAUGGCAACCUAUACCGAUUUCCAAUGACUCACCGGAGAACAUAUCACUCUAUGACAGCAAGAAAACAUGUCCAUCACUUUAUAAGGAAGUUCAAAAGGUGUUUCCUAAAUUAAAGAGUCGUGAAAACGAGCCCCAAAUAUCAGAGUUACUCUCAUAUUUGUCGGAAAAAUGUGGAAAACAAAUUACGACUGAAAAUUUACCACUACUAUACGAUCUAUUUUUAAGUCAGAUGGCCAACGGUUUACAACUACCAGAAUGGAUCAAACCUAAUCAUAUUCAAACAAUCGAAUCAAUCGUGUCAUCCAAAGAAAUUUUAAGAUUUAUAUAUCUAAAUAAAAAAAUACAAACAUUGUACAUAGCACCUCUGCUAAAAGAAAUAAGCUUGAACAUGGAAUUACGAUCAAAUGACUCCAACUUGAAAUCAACAAGAAAAAUGCAUCUUUAUUCAGGGCAUGAUAACACCGUAAUGACGGCUUCGGGUUAUCUUCAUAGUGAUAUUAUCGGAUCUGUUUAUUUUGGUGCAUCACUACAUUUUCAUUUAUACUUUGAUAAUACGAAUGGAUAUACUAUAAAGUUAUUCUACUAUGGUCGAUGGGACGAUGAAAAAGGAGAAGAAGUUCCAAUUCCGAGUUGUGGUAAUCCUUGCAAAUUACAAGACUUUACAACAUUUAUAAAUGAAAUUUUCUCCCCAGAAUGGGGAAAAGAAUGUCAGGAUGUAUAAAUUUAAUAACAUACAUUUUGCAUAAUUAUAUACAAAAUAAUGUGUUAUACCAACAAAAUACUUAUAUUGUGUCAUAUGAAAAUUUUCUUAUCUUCCUCGAUUCUAAAAUUGUAAGUUUUGUUCUUAAAUAGUUCGUAACUUAUUAUUGUGUGUAAUUUAUUAUUUAGUAACAAUUAAUAAUUCAUUAUUAUAUAAGGAACUGGAAGAAAUUAAUUAAGCUUGUAAAGCAGACUGGUGUGCAGUGCGUAUUGUGCACGUGCCAAACUCGGUUGAAUGUUUGUAUUACAUAAAGGAAGGUCAAAACCCAAA
This is a messenger RNA of Sipha flava (yellow sugarcane aphid), 1591 nucleotides long. RefSeq names its product lysosomal acid phosphatase-like. NCBI's taxonomy places the organism in Eukaryota, Metazoa, Arthropoda, Insecta, Hemiptera, Aphididae. The transcript is spliced from 7 exons. Gene Ontology annotation, molecular function: phosphatase activity. Gene Ontology annotation, biological process: dephosphorylation. The record is from RefSeq and is a predicted model, not a curated record. Bases 104 to 1282 code for a protein of 392 amino acids.